This is a messenger RNA of Trametes versicolor FP-101664 SS1, 2098 nucleotides long. RefSeq names its product MFS general substrate transporter. Gene Ontology annotation, biological process: transmembrane transport. Gene Ontology annotation, molecular function: transmembrane transporter activity. NCBI's taxonomy places the organism in Eukaryota, Fungi, Basidiomycota, Agaricomycetes, Polyporales, Polyporaceae. Bases 254 to 1723 code for a protein of 489 amino acids. The record is from RefSeq and is a predicted model, not a curated record. The transcript is spliced from 8 exons.
GCGGUAAAACGAGCUCCCGCACUGCUCCCACGAGCGUCAGCUUUCGGAGCUCGAGUCAUAGACUCGAGAUAAACAGUCAUCGCAAUUUGCGAGCAACGAACUCGAUCGCCGACGCCGGGGCAUCGGGGGCAUAUAUAUUGAUGCUGCGAUCUACCGAGUCCGUGGAUCGCCGUGCCUUGCAAAAGUGUCUGCAGCUCUCGGUCCCGGGUCUUCUGUUUACGCAAACGGUGGUUGUUCACGUACGCCGACAACGAUGAACGCUUCGCGGCCUGUGGAGGAUGUGCUCGAAGAGACGACCCCGCUCCUGCUUGCGGCGGAGAGCCAGGGGAGCGGGGAUGGAGUGGGGGCGAAAACGCCGACGCCUCUGCCUAAGGGGCAAAUCUCCAUUCUGAUGCUGCUGGGACUGGCGGAGCCCAUUACGGCGCUCUGCAUAUACCCGUUUAUCAACCAGCUCAUUACCGACCUCGAUAUUACGGGUGGGGACGAGAGGAAGGUCGGGUACUAUGCCGGGAUGAUCGAAUCGAUAUUCUUCGCCAUGGAGGCGUUGUUUGUAUUCCAGUGGUCGCGGCUUUCGGACCACAUAGGCCGGAAGCCCGUGCUGCUCGUGGGCGUCGCAGGACUCUUCUUAUCCAUGAUCUCGUUCGGUCUCUCGAAGACGUUCUGGGGCCUUGUUGUCAGCCGUAGCCUUGUAGGAAUGCUCAACGGCAACACGGGCGUAAUGAAGAGCAUGAUGGCAGAAAUCACGGAUGAGACGAAUAUCUCUCACGGCUUUGCCAUGCUCCCUGUUGCGUGGUCCGCUGGCUCAACUAUGGGGCCGCUUAUUGGAGGCCAACUGGCACGGCCGCACGACCGGUGGCCAGGCGUGUUCACCCACCCGUUCUGGCGCAAGUACCCGUACUUCUUGCCGUGCGCGGCGUCUGCGGCGUUCUCGGCGUUCACGUUCGUGAUCACCGCGAUUUUCUUGAAAGAGACCGUCCACAAGCGGGCCCGUCGCGAUCCCGCCACAACGGACGACACGGCCCCUACCAGCUCCGCACACGACGACGCGCCCCCGCCCCUGCGCAAGGUGCUCACGCGGCGCGUGGUCAUCUCGAUCGCGAACUACGCCGUCGUCGCGGUGCUCGACAUCGCGUUCUUCGCGCUGCUCCCCCUCUUCCUCGCCACGCCCAUCCCGCUCGGCGGGCUCGGGCUCGCCCCGCCCACGAUUGGCGUCAUCAUCGGCACGUUCGGGCUGCUCAACGGCUGCUUCCAGGCGCUGCUCUUCGCGCGGCUCAUGGACCGCUAUGGGCCCAAGCGGCUUUUCCAGCAGGGCCUGCUCGCGUUCUUCCCGCUGUACGCGCUCUUCCCCGUGAUGAGCCUGUAUGCGAAGGCGCACGGAAUCACCCCCGUCAUCUGGGCGCUCGUGCUCCUGCAGCAGAUGCUGCUCGUUGUUAUGGACCUUGCGUUCGGCUCGAUCUUCAUCUUCAUCACGUCCUCGGCGGCGAACAACCGCGCGUUGGGCGCGACGAACGGCAUCGCGCAGUUCAUUGCGUCCGUCGUGCGCGCGCUCGGCCCCGUGGCAUCCACCUCGCUCUUCGCGGUCUCCCUGCAGCGGAACUGGCUGGGGGGCUACGGCGUGUACCCUAUCAUGAUCGCGCUCGCGCUCGUGCUCUUUACCGUGUCGACACACCUCCCGCGGAAUCUAUGGCCGAAGGAAAAGGAGGCGGAGAGCCGGACGGACUAGUGGACCGGGGAUCCACGAUCUAUGCAUUAUUGCUUGUACUAUACGAGUCGACGACCGGGCGUUCUCACGUACCUCUCCAAAAAGUUCAACUCGUCGCAUCCUCCACAUGGGAUUCAUACCUCGUCGUUUUCAUACCUCGUCGUUUUCAAGGCAUCGACACGCGACGCUGAUCACCUCCCACGACCAGUGACUCGAUGCCCACAACUUACGGAGCCUGUAGAAAAGGUUAUAUCUUGGUUCAAGCACUCGCCUUUGCGCAUCUAUGUACAUGGGUAGAUAUACAUAGAUACAGGACAAGGGAAGAGGCGAUCGUUAGCACUUCUGUAUAACCGUCGAGUCCUCUUCCUUAUUUACGUUGUUUUGGGCCGCGCGAGC